Strigops habroptila (Kakapo) is the source of this 3184-nucleotide messenger RNA. It is a transcript of the gene GRIK3, whose product is annotated as glutamate ionotropic receptor kainate type subunit 3. Gene Ontology annotation, cellular component: plasma membrane; presynaptic membrane; postsynaptic membrane. Bases 327 to 3086 code for a protein of 919 amino acids. Lineage: Eukaryota; Metazoa; Chordata; Aves; Psittaciformes; Psittacidae. Gene Ontology annotation, biological process: synaptic transmission, glutamatergic; monoatomic ion transport; modulation of chemical synaptic transmission. The transcript has 16 exons. The record is from RefSeq and is a predicted model, not a curated record. Gene Ontology annotation, molecular function: kainate selective glutamate receptor activity; transmitter-gated monoatomic ion channel activity involved in regulation of postsynaptic membrane potential.
GCGCGCAUCAGUGGUAGGAGGGGACAGAGCCGCUCCUCGGGCGCACCGGCAGCCCCGGCUCCGCAGGUGCCGCCCGACCGGCACCGGCACGGCUCGGCUCCGCUUGGCUCGGCACGGAGUGGAACGGAACAGAACAGCACGGAACGGAGAGGCUCAGCUCGGAGCGGCUGCCGCGGGACGGGCCGUCGCGGCCGCACUAAGAUGUGCCAUGAGCGGUCCGGGCUCGGCGCCGACCGGCCGCUCCGCCUGAGCCACGGGCAGCAGCCGCCCGCUCCUCCGCUGCCCCUGGGGCCGUAGGGCCGCGCCGGCCCGCGCCCUCCCCAACGAUGCCCCAUCUCUGGCCGGUUCUCCGCGGCGUGCUCUGGGAAUACUGGGCAGCGCUCCUGGUCGGCGGCCUCUGUGGCCAGGGCUCGCACGGGAUGCCGCAUGUCAUCCGGAUAGGAGGAAUCUUCGAGUAUGCCGAUGGCCCCAAUACCCAGGUUAUGAGUGCUGAGGAACAAGCCUUCAGAUUUUCUGCCAAUAUUAUUAACCGGAACAGAACUUUGUUGCCUAACACAACACUAACCUAUGACAUUCAGAGGAUACACUUUCACGACAGUUUUGAAGCAACCAAGAAAGCCUGUGACCAGCUUGCUCUGGGGGUCGUAGCAAUAUUUGGACCUUCCCAAGGCUCCUGUACCAAUGCCGUCCAAUCUAUCUGCAAUGCCCUGGAAGUCCCCCACAUACAGCUUCGAUGGAAGCAUCACCCUUUGGAUAACAAGGACACUUUCUAUGUCAACCUUUAUCCCGACUAUGCUUCCCUUAGCCAUGCCAUUCUGGACCUUGUGCAGUAUUUGAAAUGGAGGUCAGCCACUGUGGUUUACGAUGACAGUACAGGCCUUAUCCGGCUGCAGGAGCUCAUCAUGGCCCCAUCGAGGUACAACAUCCGGCUCAAGAUCCGCCAGCUCCCGCUGGACACGGAUGAUGCGCGGCCGCUGCUGAAGGAGAUGAAGCGGGGCCGGGAAUUCCGCAUCAUCUUUGACUGCAGCCACCUGAUGGCAGCUCAGAUCCUCAAGCAGGCCAUGGCGAUGGGAAUGAUGACAGAAUACUACCACUUCAUCUUCACCACUCUGGAUCUUUAUGCAUUAGACCUAGAACCAUAUCGCUACUCGGGAGUGAACCUGACCGGCUUCCGGAUCCUCAACGUGGAGAACCCGCACGUGUCCUCCAUCAUCGAGAAGUGGUCCAUGGAGCGGCUGCAGUCAGCGCCCAAGGCAGAGCUGGGGCUGCUCGAUGGCGUGAUGAUGACAGACGCUGCCCUGUUGUACGACGCGGUGCACGUGGUCUCCGUGUGCUACCAGCGCGCGCCACAGAUGACGGUGAACUCCCUGCAGUGCCACCGGCACAAAGCCUGGAGGUUCGGCGGCCGCUUCAUGAAUUUCAUCAAGGAGGCCCAAUGGGAAGGAUUAACGGGACGAAUUGUCUUCAAUAAAACAAGUGGUUUGCGGACAGAUUUUGACUUGGAUAUCAUCAGCCUCAAAGAAGAUGGUCUUGAAAAGGUUGGAGCGUGGAGCCCUUCUGAUGGUUUGAACAUCACAGAAAUCUCCAAAGGACGAGGCCCUAAUGUCACAGACUCGCUGAGCAACAGAUCUCUCAUUGUCACCACGGUCCUGGAAGAGCCCUUCGUCAUGUUCCGUAAGUCCGACACGGCCCUGUUUGGGAACGACCGCUUUGAGGGCUACUGCAUCGACCUCCUGAAGGAGCUGGCCAUCAUCCUGGGCUUCACCUACGAGAUCCGGCUGGUGGAGGACGGGAAAUACGGGGCACAGGAUGAGAAGGGGCAGUGGAACGGCAUGAUCAAGGAGCUCAUCGACCACAAAGCUGACCUGGCCGUUGCUCCCCUCACCAUCACCCACGUUCGGGAGAAGGCAAUAGACUUCUCCAAGCCCUUCAUGACUCUGGGGGUCAGCAUCUUGUACCGCAAGCCCAACGGGACCAACCCCAGCGUGUUCUCCUUUCUCAACCCCCUGUCUCCUGACAUCUGGAUGUACAUCCUCCUCGCCUACCUGGGGGUCAGCUGUGUGCUGUUUGUCAUUGCCAGGUUCAGCCCAUACGAGUGGUACGAUGCUCAUCCCUGCAACCCGGGAUCAGACAUUGUGGAGAACAACUUCACCCUAUUGAACAGCUUCUGGUUUGGGAUGGGAGCGCUCAUGCAGCAGGGCUCGGAGCUGAUGCCCAAAGCACUGUCUACACGGAUCAUUGGUGGCAUAUGGUGGUUCUUCACCCUAAUUAUCAUCUCGUCCUACACGGCCAACCUUGCUGCCUUCCUGACAGUGGAGAGGAUGGAGUCCCCCAUCGACUCGGCAGAUGACUUGGCAAAGCAGACAAAAAUAGAGUACGGAGCAGUGAAGGAUGGAGCUACCAUGACCUUCUUCAAGAAAUCCAAAAUUUCCACAUUUGAAAAAAUGUGGGCUUUCAUGAGCAGCAAACCCACAGCACUUGUCAAAAACAACGAGGAAGGAAUCCAGAGAACCCUCACGGCGGAUUAUGCUCUGCUCAUGGAGUCAACCACCAUCGAGUACAUCACCCAGAGGAACUGCAAUCUCACUCAGAUCGGGGGGCUCAUCGACUCCAAAGGCUACGGCAUUGGGACUCCCAUGGGGUCGCCGUACAGGGACAAGAUCACCAUUGCCAUCCUCCAGCUCCAGGAGGAGGACAAGCUCCACAUAAUGAAGGAGAAGUGGUGGCGGGGGAACGGCUGCCCUGAGGAUGAGAACAAGGAGGCCAGUGCCCUGGGCAUCCAGAACAUCGGUGGGAUUUUCAUCGUGCUGGCAGCAGGAUUGGUGCUGUCUGUCUUCGUGGCCAUGGUGGAGUUCAUCUACAAGCUGCGCAAAACAGCGGAGCGAGAGCAGCGUUCCUUCUGCAGCGCCAUGGCCGAUGAGAUCCGGCUGUCCCUCACGUGCCAGCGGCGGGUCAAACACAAGCCUCAGCCACCCGUCAUGGUGAAGACGGAUGCCGUGAUCAACAUGCACACGUUCAAUGACCGACGGCUGCCAGGGAAGGACAACAUGACCUGCAACACUGGACUGACACCUGUGUUUCCCUAGGGAAUGGGAAUGGGGGGGUGGGAGGGAAGGCAGUGCGGCAGACAAGGCUGGAUGCGCUCUAAGUGGGGAAGAAAGGAUUAAAAACAAAACAAGAAAAA